Molecule: messenger RNA, 2145 nt
Organism: Symbiodinium sp. CCMP2592
Lineage: Eukaryota; Dinophyceae; Suessiales; Symbiodiniaceae
Source: the annotation of a GenBank genome assembly
AUGUUCAUGAUCAGUUGGCCGGCAUGGGCGCGCUGCCUGUCCGUCAUACUGGCCCUCUUCCCGCGUGCCUCACACAUGGAGCGCUUGGGCAUGGUACAGCCUGCCAUUCUUGACGCAAGGUGUGAUCAAGGGCAGCGUCAGCUUAGCGGGCACUACGUGGUGCCAGAGGUCGGGCGGACUUUCGCGGGCGAUUGCCACAUCUUGGGAUUGCCUGGCACCAGGAUUGAGCUGAAUGGACCGCUUACCUUCGAAAACGACGUCAAACUGUCAGGCAACUUGACGAUUACCGGCAAUGGGGAGAGGUGGGAGCAGGCCUGCUUCGGUACGUAUGGAGUGUUAACAGUGGCGAACCAUUCGACGAUCUCCGUGACGAACUGCGUCAACCGCAGGGCAAUCACUAUACCCGGACGCGGCCAUGAAGUUCAGAAAGGCUUCAAGUUCACCAGUGGAGGAUGCAUCUCAGCGGAAGGAGUUCUGGUGGAGGGCGGCACCUUGUCCGUGAGGAGAUGCCGUGGCAAUGUUGGAGGAGGCAUCAAUGUCGGGGUCGCUGGUUUUUUGCAGAGAGGCGGCGAGGUCCACAUUGAGGAUUGCUACGCAGAAGAGCAGGGAGGUGGCAUGACGAUCGCGGGCAACUAUGGGGAAGCGGGGGUGGGUCUGCACAUGGACGGCGGGACUCUGCUUUUUCGAAACUGCACGGCCGAUAGCGACUAUGGCGGCGGGCUGCUGGUGCUCGACGGGCCUAUGAUCCAGAGAGGCGGAAACAUCCGCUUCGAGGACUGUGCUGCUUAUUACGGCGGUGGCGCCUAUGUGGAACUUAACGUCAUCCAAGAGGAUGGGGUCAUGGAGUUCCAACGUUGCAAAUCUUUGCGAUGGGGUGAUGGCGGUGGUAUGUAUGUUCGCGAAGGGCUCAAGCAAGUGGACGGCGAGAUCAGGUUCCGGAAUUGCACGGCAGGGCGCGCCGGCGGAGGGAUCUACGUAUCGAAGGGCAGUCUGCAGCAACUGGGUGGCGACUUUCACGUUUUGUCAGCCUUCAGUCACAAUCGUGGUGGCGGCAUCGCCAUUAGCACCGGACAUCUCAUACAGACCGGCGGCUACCUUGAAGUAUACAAGUGCUGGACGGAGAAGGGGGGUGGUGGAAUUGCCAUUACCGACGGGAGCCUGAGACAAUCAGAUGGCACCAUCUUGGUGCAGGGGUCUGGUACUUCAGGCCGCAAUGGUGGCUGCAUCUACCUGCUGUCCGGGGAUGUGGAGCAGACACACGGCACUCUGGUGCUGCGGAGCUGUGAAGCCGAGGUAAAUGGAGGAUUGAUGACCAUCGGAAUCGGAAACUUGAACCAACUUGGCGGCAAGAUGGUCUUCGAGCGAGGCAAGACCCCCGGAGCUGGAGACGGUGGCUGCGUGAAUUUGGCCCAGGGCGGCCUGGUGCAGACUGGUGGCAGCAUUCUCUUCUCUGAGUGCCAUGCGGGCUCCUGGGGUAGUGCCGGAGCUCUUGCCGUCAACGGCAACCUCCGGCAAACGGAUGGCCAGCUCCUGUUUUAUGAUUGUACCGCGCCGCUGUCGGGCGGGGCGCUUUGCGUGAUGGGAGCUGUCGUUCAAGAGGGAGGGCUCAUGGAGUUCCAGAAGUGCUACUCUGAAGAGACUGGCGGUGGCAUGUACGUUCUCGGCGACCUGACGCAGCUGGGUGGCGUGAUAGAGUUCCUCCAGUGCGCCACCGGCAGCAACAUAACACUUUAUGCAGGGCGAGGCUAUGCUGAACAGCCCUUGGUGGCCGGUGGGGCCCUGCACGUAGUGCGAGGAAAUCUGAUUCAGAAAGCUGGCUCCAUUAGUGUCGACAGCUGCACCACAGAAGGCAGUGGUGGAGGCAUGUUCAUCCUCAAUGGUGACUUCCAGCAGACGGGUGGAAGUACACAUCUGCAGAACUGCACCGCAGAAGAGCUGGCAGGGGGCAUCGGCGUGCAGAAUGGAAGUCUCGUGCAAGAGGAUGGCAUGCUGUGGAUUAGUGACUGCCAUGCCGGCCAGGCGGGUGGUGCAUGCAGCAUCCAAGAAGGCGAUGUCAAACAGAAUGGGACUGGCGAGAUUUUCUUCGACGGCUGCUCCUCGGAAGGCGUCGGAGGUGCGACAACGUGGGCUGAGCUCCUGAAGUAA